Messenger RNA from Lutra lutra (Eurasian river otter), 3852 nucleotides. Its product is annotated as nuclear pore-associated protein 1-like. The transcript has 3 exons. Lineage: Eukaryota; Metazoa; Chordata; Mammalia; Carnivora; Mustelidae. The record is from RefSeq and is a predicted model, not a curated record. Bases 139 to 3852 code for a protein of 1237 amino acids.
UGUUCCAGGCAUAUAUCACAAGCACCGGGCUGGGCUGCUCAGUGCCUGCUAGACCUCGAGAAGAGUUAGGACCUCCGGAGGCGCUCUCCGAGUUUCAUACUCUUGUCUCGCGAUCGUUUGGCACACUGCAAGCGCUACAUGGGCAAUCUGCUUUGUAAGUUUCGUCCCCCGCCCCGCCGCCGUCCCCUGCCAGGCCGAUGUCGCCCGCUGGUCUCUCCUGCCUGCUCAGCCUCCCAUCCUGUCCGGCACCACCCAGCUGCUCCGCCUGCUCCCGCACUUUCCCACUGCCCUGGGCACAGGCCAUUCCACCGGGAUCGUAGGCCUUUACCAGCUAGCUUUCAUGUGGAGCCCAAGAGACGGUAUCCGCUCCCUCAGGCCCUGUGUUCCCCUGUGGGCCUCCUCCCCUCGGUGAACUGGAGGCACCCUCCGAAAAAACCUGUACUGUCCGCCCGUACUUCCAUGAUGUUCGGACCCUCGAGAACUGUGAGGAUCCCUCCACCCCGGCAGAAAUUCACUGUCCUGCCUUCGCCACCCGAGCAGACAGUCGAGGCUGCGAAGCCGAAACCAUCUAGUUCCCUCCCCCGUUCCUGCCCAAAGGGGUUGGGGGAGAAGGUCCAAGAAGUGCCCAGAGAAGGGAAGGAAGAUUUUGGAGAGACCAGAGGGCAGGAUGAUGGCAACAGGGCCCCCCACAGCAGUGGGGAUAUACUGUUGACAUCCAGGCCCCUGGAGACCGGUGGACUGCUCCGAUCAGACCAAUGCAGCCCUGCACCUGGGGACCAAUCUCCCAGUCCCUCAGGAGACAGCUUGGGGGGAAACACUCAGAUACCUCGGGUGAGCUCCCCCUCGCCCCCAACAGAAAGACCUGUUGUCACCUCAGAGGGCCCAGCUGGUGACGUUGUUCCUCUUCGGAAGCCUGAUACAGAGGCAGCAGUGCUCUCCGACCCAACCCCAAGCUGCCCCUUGCUGCAGGGGAGAUUAACAAGGGAAGGGGUGGCUGAAAACCAUCAGCCUAGCCACAGCACACAAGACCUAUCCAGGAAGGUCAGAGAGGCGGCGGAUAAGCCUUCAGGCAUGCCAUCAGAGUACUCUUUGCCACCAGUAUCUGCCGCCAGUAGGCCCUCCAAGAGGAAAAUAUCCAUGCCACUUUUUGUGCCUCUGCCAUCAGCAAUGCCAUUACAGUGGGGCAGAGGAGAGUUGCCCCCACCUCCUAAGCUUCCUUGCAUAGCUAUUGACAAAAUCCUGGGCAUUUCGGACAAUACCGAGGGUCAGGGGAAGAGGAUCUUGGAGGGCGGAGCAGAGAUCCUGGCAGACGACGGGGCCACUCAACCUGCCCCUUCAUCCCCCCUACUUGCCUCAAAGACUACAGACUCCCUGCCCCCGGCCAUUCACACAUCACAGGUCCCUGUUCCUACCACCGACUUGGCUGACCAAUCUGCCAGGCCCCCAAUCCCAUCUGUCCCUCCACCCUCCCCAACAGAAAAUACUGAUCAGGAAACAGGACAUGGAGCUCCCAACUCUCCUACUCUUGCUGUUCCUCCUGGCUCUCCUCCCCCUGGGGAAAUUCCACUUAAGAACAAAGACCCUCUUCAACCAGUCAUCAAUACAACACCUACUUCUGACCCCCCGACUCCUCCUAACACCUCAACCGUCUCAUCACAGCUGCCCUCCUGCAAAGGAGAAUCCCCAAGUCCUAUGUGUGUCGACUCCCCCACUCUUUUCCCACCCACCCCUCUUCCAGUCCCUUCCCCAAACAGUCCUGGUAUUUUCGUUGUGGCUGUCACAACUCAGCCAGUUUCUUCCGCUGUCACAGCAAAGGCAUCGGCAAAUUUGACGUCUGGCCAUACUUCCAACUCUGAUGUCACUGACAUGGACACGACUCCUCCGUCUCAAGCUAUCACUUUCAGCUCUCCCCCAGGCCCCGGGGUGAGCUCUUCUUCAUCAUCCCAGGGCCAUUGCAAUAGGAUGCCGAAGCACCCUCAAAAGGCUCUUUCCUCUACCAUCCCAUCACAACUGAUGGCCGCCUGCCCCAACAUCACCCCUCAGCCCACACAAGGGACACUUGCUGGGCAACAGCAGACAGCCGUUCUCCCCAGUGCUGGUGUUUCCACUGGCUUACUGGUGAAUCCUGGAACCACCACCGUUCCAGUAGGCAGCACCUCUGCAAACUGCAGCCAUUGCUCUAACCCUGAUGCGAUGGAUACCACACCUCCCUCGCAGGCCGUUGUCUUUCAUUCUCUGCCUCAGCCCAAGGCAAACCACCGGCCAUUCUACAACACACCACCCAGAAUCACCUCUCAGCCCGUAUCUGGGAACCAAAAUGGGCAGCAGUUGGGAAACCAGCUGGGAAAACCAGUAGCCCCAACACGAGCCACAGGCCCAACUGCCUCUAUCGCCCAACCAUCCAAAGAUGGCAGAAAGCAACCGGGUCUUGCAGCCUCUGCAUUUGGCACCACUGUCAAAAAGCAGAAGGCCUUUGGUUCCAAGACGGGUAUUCUCCCCGAUGGCAUAUCUACUGCUAGUGCCCGUGCAGUUGCCGCUGGGAUACGCAGUGCCAGGGUCAGUGGCUCCCUGAUUACACUUUCUACUUUAGCCCCCCAUGUGUCAAUAGGACCUGCAGCCCCCAUGGAUGGUGGGAGCUUUGGGUCUGGUGUGUCUAUCCCAGGCCCCGCUCACUCACAGGUACCCGGAACAUCCAAACUUGGGGCAGGACUGCAGGGGGCACCCAGCACCACUCCUGCUCCUCCUUUUGGUCAGACAACUCCAGCCGUGCCUCAGAACAUUAUGGCUGCUGCUGCAGGAGGGGCAAGUACUGUCACUUUAAACCCGGUUACCUGGGGCCAACCCGUCCAAAAUGUGGGUGGUGCAGUAGUGGGAAACCACAAUACAGUUUCCACUGUUGGAGGCGCUGGUGGGCCCAGUACCCUUAAGUGUACUUCUCCAGGUGGAAAACCAAAAACCAAAAGCCAACGCGCCCAAAGCAGGGGUAGUCCGAUGAUAGGAAAGGACAACACUGCUCCCACCAUCAGAGGCUGCAGCGUGCCCGUUACCUUCGAGUCCAUGCACGGCUCAUCCAAACAACGAAAACCAGGGGUAACCACAAACAACCACAAACAACGAAAACCAGCUUCCACCUCACAAAAGAGAAAUUCGACAUCGAGAGACGUGCAUGUCUCGCCCUUAAAUCCCAGCCCGAGGGGCCGACGUGCCAAAACCGUGGGCAGCACACCUAUCGGAAAGGACAAAGCUGUUCCCACCAUCGCAGCCUCUGGUGUGCCCACGGCACAGAAGCACUCCCAGAGCUCACCCAAACUAAAACACCCCGCUCUAGGUGGAAAAGCCACCGCAAAGGGGAAAAGAAAUGUGUCCCCAAACAUGAGUGUUUCCCCCUCACAGAAAACCGGGGGCUCGCCUAGCCACACGACCACUCUAAUUCCAAGUACAAGCACCAACUCUGUGCUUCAACCCACUACUUGUUCCCUCCUUCCUCCAAGCACCUGUGGCGCACCUGCCCAGAAUACAGGUGGUGUAAAGGAAGGGAACACCGUCAUUUCCAAGACCGGACGAUCUGGUAUUCCUGCUUUACAUCAGGAUAACUCUGGCCCACCCGAUGCAAACACCGGUGGUACAGAUGAAGACGACAUCGUAGCUCUGAUGGCGGCCCUUUAUAUCAGCAAGCGCCCUCAGAAGACUUGCAGACUGCCCUGUGCCACUGACACAGGUGGCGCUAGGGGAAUCAGCACCACAUCUACUAUGACUGGAAACACUAAUGGUCCCCCAUCCACACAGACCACACGGAGCGCCCCCAACCACAGCACUGAUGGUGCAAUGGGGGGUCGCGCCAUGAAAUUUUAG